Messenger RNA from Bombina bombina (fire-bellied toad), 1314 nucleotides. It is a transcript of the gene NSMCE2, whose product is annotated as NSE2 (MMS21) homolog, SMC5-SMC6 complex SUMO ligase. Gene Ontology annotation, cellular component: Smc5-Smc6 complex; nucleus. Gene Ontology annotation, biological process: double-strand break repair via homologous recombination; protein ubiquitination; protein sumoylation. Gene Ontology annotation, molecular function: ubiquitin-protein transferase activity; SUMO ligase activity; zinc ion binding. The record is from RefSeq and is a predicted model, not a curated record. Bases 94 to 810 code for a protein of 238 amino acids. NCBI's taxonomy places the organism in Eukaryota, Metazoa, Chordata, Amphibia, Anura, Bombinatoridae. The transcript has 7 exons.
GUAACGGGUACUGAGUGGGAGCGGUCUGGUCAUAAGAAAAAUCGGCGGGUUGAAGUGACUAGUAGCGUGUGUGGCGCAGGGAUUUAUUUCAAGAUGUCAGGUCGUACAGCGCCAUUAAUCUCAUUCACCUUUAUCGAUAACUCCAUUUCAUCCCUGAAAAACUGCCAAACCUAUAUUAGCACAGGGAUGGAAAUUGCAUCUGGAGUGGCGCUUGAUCUACUAGAGAAUGGCAACAUGACCGAUGUGAACAGCAUGGAAUCAGUAAUGAUGGAAUAUGCUGCAAUGGAAAGAGAUUUAAAGCAAUAUAUCAAAGCUGUAGAACAGACAGUAAAUACGUUAAAACGUGAACAACUUGAAGAAAUCCCUGAUCUGAAAGCCCUUGUGAAGGAAAGAUUUUCAUCACUUCAGGGACAAAAUACAGACUUGGACCUUCAACAUAAUGAGAGAGUUGUCCAGUUUAAAGAGCAGCUUCGAGAAAUGAGCAGACAAAUGGGACUUUCUGUGGAAAGCACUGCAGAGACCUUUGAAGAUAUUGAUGAGGAUAUAGCAGUUACUCAGAGCCAGACGAUUUUCAUUUGCCCCAUUACGCAGCUGGAAAUGGAAAAUCCUGUGAAGAAUAAAGUGUGUGGUCACACCUAUGAAAAAGAGGCUAUUGAAAGGUUGAUUCAAAACAGACAUCAAAAGAAGGAUAAGGCAACGUGCCCAAAGAUUGGCUGCGGUCACAACGACAUGAAGAUAGCAGAUCUUGUUCCAGAUACUGCACUGAAAAGAGCCAUUGAAAUGCAGAACAGAAAGAGAAGUCGGAACUGAGCCUUAAACUCAGAUACCCCUGUUCCUAAGAAGACUAAAAUGUUAUGUGUCCUGUGACAUAUGCCAUGCGUCAUAUACAUAUGCCAGUCUGAGCAAAUAGCUAAAGGAUGCUGCUUUUAUACUGCAUUACACAGCUUAAGAAAUAAAUAUUUUCUUUCUUUUUUAUUUCUUUUUUUUGUUUAACAAAAUGGGUUAGUCUUUAAUAAAAUUAUUUUCGUUUUCAAAAGCAUCCCACUUUCUUCUGUUUUGUUAUUAAAUUAUUUGUAUGCAUAAGUCAUGUCUGCCUUAACCCUUUGGCUGCUAAGCCAUUUCCCACCUGGGUGCUAAGCUAGUUUUGAGCUUUUUGUUGCAGUUCACAUUUAAACACUUUUAGAAGUAAAGUUUGUGUGAAUAAACUAUACAAACUAUAUAUUGGUUUUUUUCCAGCAGAUUUCAAAUAUACCAUUAUUAUAUGUGUAUGUCUCAACAGGCUUUAAAAAUAAAGCAUAAAAUAUGAAAAAAGUG